Macrosteles quadrilineatus (aster leafhopper) is the source of this 3477-nucleotide messenger RNA. RefSeq lists its product as uncharacterized. The transcript is spliced from 3 exons. The record is from RefSeq and is a predicted model, not a curated record. Lineage: Eukaryota; Metazoa; Arthropoda; Insecta; Hemiptera; Cicadellidae. Bases 2290 to 3069 code for a protein of 259 amino acids.
CGAGUUGUUCAAAUGUACGAAGAAAGAACUGGACUAAAGGUCGACCGGUGUGGCCUAUUCAUAGAUGAAACUUACCCAUUUUUAGGGGCUAGCCCAGAUGGAUUAGUGGAAAGCGAAGGCCUGAUAGAAGUCAAAUGUCUAUAUUCAAUUAAGGACACUUCUAUCGAAGACCACUUGAAAAGUAACAAAACCACAUGUAUUGAACUUGUCAGCGGAAAGCUUCGACUAAAAAAAGUCACGACUACUAUUUUCAAAUUCAAGGUCAGUUGAACAUUGCCAAAAGAAAGUGGUGUGACUUCGUAGUUUUCACCAGAAAAGGAGAGUUGUUUGUUGAGAGGAUUGUUAUUGAUGAGGAAUUCUGGGCAAAAGUACUACCUAAAUUAGUACAGUUCUACCAGGAAUGCAUUUUGCCGGAAAUCAUCGACAGUCGCCUAGUUAGAAAUUUGAGGAUAAGGAAUCCCCCCUCCAUCAUUGAGGCCCAGCAACGAUUGAAAAACCGACCUAAAAGAGGGAAAAAAGUUCAGGGUUGCCACCAGCCAUGAAAACCUUGAAAAGCGUGAAUUAUGCGUGAAUUUAGGUGACCAUGAAAAAGUGCGUGAAUUAUGCGUGAAUUUCGUCAUUGGACCAUGAAUUCUCAAAAUCAUUAUUAACAAUUCAGCCAAAACCCCUAAAUGUGCUGAAUCAAAUACUCCGUAUUAAAACCAUUCUCGAAAUGAACACCGAGAUAAAACGUCAAAGUGGGAGUGUCGAGAUAAAAAGUUUUGUUGCCAUGGCACGAACAGAAACGAUUGCGUAGUUUAUUCAAGGUCAAAUCCGAUCGCAACCGACGUCAGCCGAGUAGUCUAGAGAUGGGAAUUAUCGUUGUUGUCCGGCAACGGUUAUAACGAUAACGCAGCUGCCCAAUAACGUAUUGCGGCAACCUGUUAUUUCAAUAACGAUUGCCAGCUCGUUGCCGCUAUAAACCGUUGUCCGCCGGUCGGUGUUGCUGUUGCGGCGUUCAGUUAUCAUUGUCGGUUGAUCAGUUCAGUUUUCAGUUGUAAUCGGGACUCGGGAGUCGGGCGUUGCCGCGUUGUCCAGACAGGAUGCGUUAUUCUAGUUCGUUUCAGAAGUUAUCGUUGCUCUGGUCUGGUAGCGUUGCGGCAACGGCACUAAUGGCAAUGCAUGUUUUCGUUUUCGUUGUCGCGCGGCUUUCCUGCAACAUUGUGUAGAUAGAUACGUUAUUAUAAUAACAGGGAGUUCUCUGCAACGUGUUGCCGCGAUAACGUUGCCGUGGCCGCAACACUGUUAUUCAUCCUGUUAUUCCUGUUAUGUUAUAACGCCCAUCUCUACCACCGAGUUAUUGUCUGUGCGAGUACCGAUCUACCGAUAAAAUCGAUGCUUUCGGAGCUAAAACAUCGAUCACAUCGAUGUUUGUUCCGAGUUUCUCGUCUGUUGUCUGUUCUCUGCACUGUAACAGCCAAUUAACCUAAAACCAAUACAAUUCAGUUACGGAAAACAUCAAUAUUUCAUAUUUCAUUACUUUUGUUGGCCUAAAAGACCGAUGUAACAAACCAAAUCAUCGGUUCGGUAAUCUACCAUCGAUGUAAACAAAUAACUUCGAACAUCGAUAGAAAAGACAUCGAUGUUUCGAAAACAUCGACAAUCGGAAUUGAUGCUCGCUCUCAUUCUCUACUCUCUACUCUAGUGUCUAGUCUAGUGUUCGUGUGGAAGGAAAUACAGAGUAACCAUAACCUAAAAGUUUUAAACUGAUCUGAAACAGGGCGGGUUUCUGAGUCAGGGAUUUAUAAGUCCAGAACUAGGCUAGUCAUGGAUUAAAAUUAGUCAUGUACUAAAAAUUCACUUUCUGAGUCAAGGAUUAAGGACACACGGACUAAUUUAACGCGGGUACUUAGUUUAGUCGGAGAUUAAAAGAGCUCAUGAUUUUCAAGGGAAAUGUGGGGUUAUUUGUGCCGCCGUGCUGGCAACACUGUCAGUUUGACGUGCGUGCACUCUGCUCUGAAGAAGUGAAGAAGUAAACAAACAACGAUCUCGAUCUCAGUCAAACCUUGGUUUUAAAGCUUAUUUCUGUUUUUAUUCAUUUAUCAUUGUAAUAUAUUCUAUUAUUGUUAUAAACUAGUUGUAUCAUAAAAUUUUAAAGGCGUUUUAAAGGUGGGAUUGGUGUUUCAUCCCAUUUCUUUUAAAUAAGUUACCUACAUAACAGUUCUUGGGCAUCUGCUCAGCUUCCAGCUUUGUUUUUUGGACUGUGGUAUUUUAUCCGUUGUUUUAUAAAUAGUUAAGCUAAAUUGCAUCAUGGCCUCAUCAGAUGAGACUAAAAAAAUUUCAAGAAACAGAGGGCCAAAAUUUUCAUGUCAGGAAUUAAAUAUCCUGACCAGACUGAUUAAUGAAAAUCCUGUCAUAGAAAAAAAACAGCAUGACAAAAACAAUGAGUACUUAAAAAAGUGUUCCUGGAUUAAAAUCCAUGAAAAAUUCAACAUGGAAUUUGAGACCACCUCAAGAACACUGGAACAGCUCAAGAAUGCCUGGAAGAGAAUGAAGGGUGCACGAAAAAGAGAGUUGGCAGUUGAAAGGCGGCAAAAGUUUGCUACAGGAGGUGGACCCCCCCCUCCCAGUGUCCCCGAGGAUGACACAAAGAAGAUACUGGAUGGCAUUCUCUCAAACCAAACCCCCCUGUCUCGCAUCCCUGAUGAUGAUGACAUAGAUUCCCUGGAAAAUUGUCACUAUUCAUUAGAAGAGGAAACCCUCAGUGCCCAUUUGGACUCACCCCUCCAACAAACAACCCCUCCUCCAUCUACUUCUUGGAAUACUUUCCCUGCUGAAAUUUCUUCCGAAACUCCAAGUUUAGCACCACCAAACCCCUCGUAUUCACCAAAAAGUGGUGUUAAAAAAAAUAAAACCCCAAAAAAAAUUUCUACCUUUGCCAAACAAUUUCAUGACCGGAAAAUGGCCUAUCUGAAAGAAGAACACGAUCUUAAGAUGCAGGUAUUGCAUGAAGAGCUCUUGUACUGGCAGGAAAUGAGAGAGAAAAACCAACAACAAGUUGUUCUCUACCAGGGAGAUGUAGAACUCUAGAAAUUGAUGUGUGCUACCCCUGCUACCUUGUUUCUUUUGCUUGUGAUAUUUAUAUCUUUUUCAAUUUAUUCUUUUUGUUUUGUCUCAAGUACCAAUUUGAACAGUAGUUAAAAAUUAUUAUGCAUGAAAUAGUUUCUGUAUGCAUGUAAAUAACAAAUGUAAGAGCAUGUAAAUAGUUGUAUGGUAAACCUAAGGUUGGAGGAUCGACCUGAAGCAUGUCUCGGGUGUUACUAGUGUUAUUAUUAUUUUGUGUUGUCUGCUUCUUUGUGUGUUUUUGUUGUAUUUGUUAAAAUCUUAAACAAUAUAGGUACAAUCUUUGAACCACAUAAACAGGUUUUUGUAAAAAAAAAAAACAAAAAAAAACUGUAUUUAAUUAAAAGUGUCUGUCAGCAAUUUUUCUUUUUUACU